Emiliania huxleyi CCMP1516 is the source of this 628-nucleotide messenger RNA. RefSeq lists its product as hypothetical. Gene Ontology annotation, cellular component: membrane. The transcript has a single exon. NCBI's taxonomy places the organism in Eukaryota, Haptophyta, Isochrysidales, Noelaerhabdaceae. The record is from RefSeq and is a predicted model, not a curated record. Gene Ontology annotation, molecular function: hexosyltransferase activity. The annotation marks the transcript as partial.
GCGCUGGACCGACGAGUCGGCGAGGGUCGCCACGCUGCCCGAAAUGAGCGCGCGCGACCCACCACAUCGCGUUCUUCUCGGCGUCAUGUCCAACCCUGUCAAGCCCGCAAUGCGCGCCCAGCAGCGCAAGUGGGCCGGCCACUUCCAGCACGCAGCCAACGUGGACGUGCGGUUUGUUCUGGGCACCACCUUUUUCAACAACACGCAGCGGCCUCCGCCCGAGUGGGACGAGCUCAAGGCGGAGGAGAAGGAGCACAAGGACAUCAUCUUUGUCGAGGGCCGCGAGAAGCUGCCGCACGUCGGCGUCGUCACGGAGAAGAGCGCGUCGUUCUGGCUCUCGCGCGGCGCCGAGUCGCCGGGGUACGAGUGGUACUGCAAGUGCGAUGACGACACGCUCGUCCACCUCUCGCGCCUCGGCGAGACCCUCGCCAACGUGACCCGAUCGCUCGGCCGCACAGCCCACGUCUACUUUGGCCACCUCAAGUGGCGCGGCUGGGAGGCGGGCCACCGCUUCCAGGCGUGCGGCGGCGGGUGGGGCGACUCGGCCAAGACGCUGAGCGAUAUCCUCGGCGGCGGAGGCAUGCCCGACGGAUCGCGCUACCCCCCCUGCCCGCACGCCGCGGGUCCG